Colletotrichum graminicola M1.001 is the source of this 369-nucleotide messenger RNA. RefSeq lists its product as uncharacterized. The record is from RefSeq and is a predicted model, not a curated record. The transcript has a single exon. The coding region runs from base 1 to 369 and encodes 122 amino acids. NCBI's taxonomy places the organism in Eukaryota, Fungi, Ascomycota, Sordariomycetes, Glomerellales, Glomerellaceae.
AUGCGCUUCGACACAGUCUUGUCUCUAGUCUUCCUCGCCGUGACUGCCCAGGCCGGUGUCUCCCAGCAAGCAGAGCCCUACGCUCUGGCCGAGCGGGCCGACAGCGACGAGCUCGCGGCUUUGCUGGACAAGAAGGAGGAGCUAGGCUUGGAGAAGCGAGCUUGCUCUUAUAAUGGGUGCAAGUGUAACAGCCGCGGCAGGCAGCUGACGGUCUGCGGCAACUGUGUAUGGUCCGACAACGGCGCCUACGUCGUGACCACCAACAGGGUCAGCGACCACAUAUUUGACUGUUCGCCGGACGGCAACUGCUGCUCUUACGGCUAUGCCAACAACUGCGGUGGCUCCGGUGCUCGGUGCAGAGUCAACUGA